CACGAAACCGCCACAGCAUGAUGGUCCAGAAGAGCAGCUCAAUCCUACUGCUCGCGCACCUGUACUAGCUGCACAUCAACAAGUAUCGCCAACAGCUUCUGCAUGUUUCAACAAGAGUUCUAGUGCCUCCAACCUUCUCCAACAUGCUAAGCCUGUAGAUUCGAAGUCUAUGAAUAGUGCGUCCUCUCAGCCUUAUAGGAGUGGCACCAUGUCCCAGCCCCACUCGUCUAUGCAGUCUCAGUCUCAGACUUCAUCGCAGACUUCUAUUCAAGCUCAGCAACAGUUAUCCCGUGUCGGCCCAGCACACCGCAAAGCUUUGGAGGCCAUG
Messenger RNA from Amoebophrya sp. A25, 328 nucleotides. The record is from the annotation of a GenBank genome assembly. NCBI's taxonomy places the organism in Eukaryota, Dinophyceae, Syndiniales, Amoebophryaceae.